Alexandromys fortis (reed vole) is the source of this 267-nucleotide messenger RNA. RefSeq names its product cytochrome c oxidase subunit 6B2 (gene Cox6b2). The record is from RefSeq and is a predicted model, not a curated record. Gene Ontology annotation, cellular component: mitochondrion; respiratory chain complex IV; mitochondrial crista. The transcript has 3 exons. Lineage: Eukaryota; Metazoa; Chordata; Mammalia; Rodentia; Cricetidae. The coding region runs from base 1 to 267 and encodes 88 amino acids.
AUGUUGGAUGUUGAAGCCCAGAUGCCCCCUUCGGGCGAAUGGAAAACGCCCCCCUUCGAACCGCGCUUCCCUAACCAGAACCAGACGCGUAACUGCUACCAGAAUUUUCUGGACUAUCACCGGUGCGUGAAGACCAUGAACCGCCGCGGGAAAAACACACAGCCCUGCGAGUACUAUUUCCGCGUGUUCCAUUCACUGUGUCCCGUCAGCUGGGUGCAGCGCUGGAAUGAGCAGAUCAAGCAGGGGACUUUCCCGGGCAAAAUCUGA